Chara braunii is the source of this 4376-nucleotide messenger RNA. NCBI's taxonomy places the organism in Eukaryota, Viridiplantae, Streptophyta, Charophyceae, Charales, Characeae. The record is from the annotation of a GenBank genome assembly.
CCGAUUGUUUGUGCCUAGGACCAAGGUUUCGUCUGAUUUUGAGACCAGUCAUGGCGCUACACGGCUAUAGGCCUCGCAGUUGGCGGCACACGGUGCGCUGGGUUCCAGUGUCGGGUGAAGGGCCUCUGAUUACGACGGCCUUGAACUAUGAUGGGGGAGAGGUAGUCCGAUUGAAGGUCUGCAUAGAAGAGGGGAGAGAGGAGGAGAUGCGAGGUGAUCAGAGGCUGCAGGCUGCCAUUUCCGAGGCACGCAACAGGGCGGAACGGAGGUGUACACGAGACGAGGUGACCGUGGGUUUGAGAGUGACGGUCAUCGAUCAUGAGACGGAGUCAUCAACUGGGACCGAGACAAGGGAGGAACAGCACAACGAGAGAGACUCAGGCGGGGAGAGUGAAAUGAGCGAGGCGGACCGAGAAACGGACCUCAGACCAGUUUACAGAACUGCUCACCAGUUCAAUGGGCGCAUCGAUCAUGUCAUCAACCUCAUCGGCGACAUAGGUGUUUUCAAUGGGCCGGACACGAUCAGUAGCACGGUGGCCGCCAUCAAGACGGACAUCACCAAGCUGCAGACGAGACCGGACACCGCUACGAAGACUUACAAGAUGCCGCACUUCGACAUCAGCAAGUUCGACGACUACAACAAGUCGGACGCCUCGACAUGGUGGCAACGUUUCCUCACGGAAGCAUCAUGCCGCACUGUCCCGGCGGACGACAUGAUGAAGGCGCUCUACUUACAACUGAUUGGAGGAGUGCAGGCAUGGAUGAACCAUCUGGCGGCUACCAAGAAAUGCACCAUCGCCGAACUCCACACGCACAUUCCGUGGAAGGAGUUUGAGAAGCUAUGGCUCACCCGGUUCAUGGUUCUCAACGUCGUGAAGGCAGCCAUGAACGAGGUGUACACCAGCUCUCAAGGUAGUAUGCCAACUCGAGACUGGACAACUAAGUGGCAGAAGAUAGUGACCACGCCAGGCUUGGAUUUGAGUUUUACCAAUCAGCGAUCCAAGUUCUUCUCGCGAUCAUGCGCAGCACUGCGGUCGGCACUCGGCAACGAGUACGAUUAUGAUUCAUUCCAGGCCAUUCUGGAUCGGGCGAACUUAGUCAUCCAAACGGAUGACAAGGCCGCAAACGAACGGCAGUCCCAGCCGCAUUAUGUGGCUAAGCAGGGCUAUCAACGACCGACACAUAACAAUGCCGUGAUUUCAGAAGAAACAGUCGAUCUCCACACUGCAGCAGCAUCCUCGAGUGAUGGAGGAAUUGUAGCAGCGCUCCCGCCGAAGCGUCCCAAGAGAGGUCGGAAGAACAAGGCGACACAAGAGACGGCAUCGACGAGAACUGGGCAGCAGCCAUGGAUGGCUUACAAGAUAACCAAGGAUGUCUAUGACCUUCGUCAAAAAACGGUUCCGGAUCGGCCCAUACGUCACGGGAUCACUCUCGAGGAUGGCGUCAUCCCUCCGCGUGGAUGUAUCUACCGCAUGAGCAAAGAGGAACUCGAGGUGCUUCGUGCACAACUCGAUGAUCUUCUCGACAAGGGUUGGAUCCGCCCUAGUUGCUCGCCAUACGGUGCMCCUGUUCUCUUCGUCCGGAAGAAGAACAAAGAUCUACGGUUAUGCAUCGACUGUCGCAAACUUAACGCACAAACCGUAAAGAACGUUGGCCCUCUCACUUGGAUCGAUGAUCUCCUUGAGCGGUUAGGCGGCGCGACGUACUUCUCGAAGUUGGACUUGAAGUCAGGUUACCACCAGAUUGAAAUCCAGCCUCAAAAUCGGUACAAGACCGCGUUCAAGACGCAAUACGGGCAUUUUGAGUGGGUUGUCAUGCCCUUUGGACUCACCAAUGCCCCCGCAACUUUUCAAGCAGCUAUGACGACUAAGUUUCGCGACUUGCUCGAUCUCAGCGUCCUCAUCUACCUCGAUGACAUCUUGGUCUAUAGCAGGACGUUGGACGAGCACAUCACACACCUUCGCGCUGUUUUGAAUCGUUUGCGACUGGCCAAGUACAAAGCGAACCGCGACAAGUGCGAGUUCGCCAAGCAAGAGCUUGAGUAUUUGGGCCACUAUGUUACGCCGAAAGGCAUUCGUCCCUUAGCGGACAAGAUCCAAGCCAUCGUGGAUUGGCCGGAACCCCGUUGUACAACGGAUGUACGCUCUUUCAUGGGUUUGGCUGGAUACUAUCAGCGAUUCCUCGAGUCAUACUCGAAAGUGGCCGCUCCUUUGUCGAGACUUCAGUCCCCGAAGGUGCCCUUCGAGUUCGACGACGCAGCCCAUGGCGCGUUCACUACGUUGAAGGCAGCAAUGCAAGCCGCACCUGCCCUCCGUAUAUAUGACCCCACCAUACCCACCCAAGGGACUACGGACGCUUCGGGAUACGAUCGUGGAAGGCGCAGCCCCCGCGAAGAAGGGACGGCAUCAAGCGAAGAGGCAGAGGAAGGUCGUCAAGCCGUGCCCGCUGGCAGUGCGCGAGAUGUUGUGGAGGAGGCUGUGGUGGAGGAAGAGAUGACGAACGACGACGACGACUUUGAAGACGACGACGGUGAACCACUGCAGAGGAAGGCGAGGGUCAGCUCCGCGGAGGGGGUUAGAAUAAACGAGGGGGGGGAAGGGACACCGACCGCGCGGCGCGGCGGUGGCGUUGCAGCGGCCAACCAACCAGUCUUUGUCGACGUGGCACGCGACGUGGCGCGAGACAUGGCAAGGAGGGACGUCGGUGGCCGCGCGAAGGAAGGGGCCGCCUCGCAUGAGACUGCACAAUGCAUGCUUGCGCCUUUGAAUCGCCCCCGAACCCCGGCUGCAGACGUGGCGGGGAGUUCCCAAGCAGCGGUUGAAGGUGGGACGUUGCGAUCUCCCGCGGUGGCGGCACGCGGUGGCGCUGUGGCGAUCCCGGGAGAGGCGGUUGAAGUCCCGAAGGGAGGAGAUGGCGCGGCACCCGGGGAAGACGGCGAGGCUCUGGUGCACAGGCUGCGCGGGCAACGAGCGGCGACACAUGCGAUGGAUGCCGCCGCCAAACUUUGGGAGGAUGACAACAGAUUCUGGAACAACACGCAGGGGAGCGCCAUAGUGAGGAUAAUCCAAGAAGCGCGCGCGUAUCUCGUGGCCGUGGCGCGGGGAGUGCAGCCUCCGGCUAUUCGACGGAGCAUCUCCCUUCCACACAACUCCAUCCCCCAACACAAAAUCGAGGACGAGUCGGAGCUGAACGCUGCGAAAGAGAGGGCGUUGAAAGUGCAGACAAUCUCCCUCAGGGCGAUCCACGGUUGGGUCUUCAAGUCGGAGAGCAGGCAAAGGGGGUAUCACUUGGCAUACCAAUAUGCGUUGAAUCACGCUGCCACGGACAUCGCUAGAGCAAUGUGGUUAGCAGAGGACUGGCGCAGUUUAGUGAGCCCAAUGUUGUUCCACACCACAUUGGACGUAGACAUGAAGUUGCCUUUGUGGUUCGUGGGCGUGAACAUAGUGGACAGGCACGAGGACGAUGAGUGCGCGGCUUACCAGGAAGCUUGUGUCGAGCGUCUGGUGCGGGAUUUCAUAAGCGCAGUUGGCACGGCAGAAGCUAUGGACGGCGGUCGAGUGUCGUACGAGUGUCUGAAGGGGAUGGCAGAGGCGAUGAGGUAUUUGCUCACCGCCACGAUGUGGAUUAUGCAAAUGGCGGGCGACGAUUCGAGAUCGCAUUACGACGCUUGGGUUUUCGUUCAACAAACGGCAAAGACGACGCUGCUGGCGUCCAUGAACCGGCAGUUCGACGCCCGCCGACACAUCACGCAAUCCGCACAGGUCAUGACGGACAAGUUGGGGAGACCGCCUCCGACCUUCGCCCCCCCACCUGCGUACAUCUCCGAUUGGGCGUCUAAGUGCGGGGUCACUUUCUCGCACGACGCCACGUUGGCCUCCCCGAUGGAGGCGAAACAGUUGGAUCAGUUGGGGACAGGUCCCCCCGGGGACGACGACGACGAUGCCGAAGGCGAUGACAAAGGCAAGGGGGGGUGACGCGUAGACGACGGUGAUGGCGAAGGCGAGGAGGGGAUGAUGCGCAGGCCCUGUUGAGAUGGCAGGUACAAGAGGAUGGGGGGAAGGGGUGUUUUAGGGGGGGUUGCUUCGGGGGGCGAGACGCGGGAGGGCUCACGGGGGAGAAAGGGUUUGUGGCAUCGUUUAUGACUGUGUUCGGGGCAGGACGCCAUGAGCGUGCGGGGUUUGUUUGAGUACCGUGGGAGCGAUCGUCGUACAAGUGUUGUUUUCUGGUCGUUGAUGACUGUGUUCGGGGCAGGACGCCAUGUGGAAGUCUUAUUGGCAACUUUUUUUUUUUUUUGGCUGGAUUUUGGCAUGCCACUGUUCAGAGGUGGCAUGCGUAGUAGGUGUGCAUUGGUAGCCCAACAAAAUUUCUUAAUGGGU